UGUACCCGUGCAGCGUGUCGGUGUGGCGCGAGCCUCCAGUAGUCGCUCAGUAGCCAUCCGGGGAUCCGCGUGGGCGCGCGCGCGUGCGAGAGAGAGAGAGAGAGAGAGAGAGAAAGGGGCAGGAAGGCAGAACCGCGUACAAGUGUGUAGCGCGCGCAACCGGAAUCGCCAUUAGGAUUUCCGAGCUGAUGGAACACGAGCGGGAGAAGAGAAUUUGGGACUUGUCCUUGGACCCACACCCACACUAACUUCCCAACUUGAUGCAACCGGACCCGUUAGGAGGAUGAGUGCGCUGGUGUUCAGCAAACUGGAUGAGCGUCUGAGUUUCGAGGAGAGCGGAAAAGCCGUAGAGAGGAAGAGCCUGAGUUAUGUAGAAGUGCUCAACGCACAGCAUGCAGAUUCUCUGACCAAGAGGAUGGACGGAGCGCUGCAGCACCGGAGACAGAGUGGAGGGAAGGUGCGGCACAAGCGCCAGGCUCUUCAGGACAUGGCUAGGCCGCUGAAACAGUGGCUGUACAAACACAGGGACAACCCGUAUCCCACCAAAACCGAGAAGAUCCUGCUCGCCCUCGGCUCCCACAUGACCCUGGUUCAGGUUUCGAACUGGUUCGCUAACGCACGCCGCAGGCUGAAGAACACAGUGCGACAACCCGACCUGAGCUGGGCUCUGCGCAUCAAACUCUACAACAAAUACGUUCAGGGCAACGCGGAGAGACUCAGCAUCAGCAGCGACGACUCUGCUUCUGAAGACGGUGAGAACCCUCUCCAGCUCCAGCCCUGUGAAUCCGAGUCCAGCCAGCCCACGCACAAGAGCGUGAUCCAGGAGAGCCGAGGCCUCGAUUACGUCUCCCCGCCAAAGUACAAGAGCAGUUUGCUGAACCGCUACCUCAACGACUCCCUGCGGCACGUCAUGGCCUCCAACACGGACUCGCGCAAGAGGAACCACUCUGGCUCCUUCAGCUCCAACGAGUACGACGACGAGCUCCUGUCGCCUUCAUCCUCUGAAACCGAGGCCAACUUCAGCUUCCGCACAGAAUCCAUGGACUGUGGCUCCCAGUUCCACGACAGGUUCAACCCUAAAGGAGGCGUACGAGGAAAAAGCGGCACGUACUGGAACGAGCUCCACGCCGCCAUGGCGUUGACUAACCUGGCUCAGAGCGAGGAGGCCACCGGUCAUGCAGGCACCACCAGCUGCAUCAUCCAGAAAUCCUCACAUAUAGCAGAGAUAAAAACUGUCAAAGUGCCGAUCGCUCCUCCUCAGUAGAGCUCCGGGAGGUCUGGGGCCACGGAGGCAGGCGGUCAGCAAAGACACUUCUCACUUCAAGACUUGAACGUGGAUGUUAGUUUUGGAAUCAGAAUUUUUUUUCUAAAGACGUGAUUUGGAUUUUUCACCCGAAGUGCCUGAUUAUGACUAAUGACAUCCAGACUGUUCACCAAACACCAACAGGAAGCGAUGUGUCAUGGAUGGAAGUUUAGUUUGGACAGUUAACGUCAACGAAUCGCUGGCUUCAAAUCAUAUAACGAUGUCCACUUGGGUUUUUUUUUUUCUGAGUCUGUUAAAUAUCAUUUUCAUUCAUGACAGGUUUCUCGAUCCUCACACUGUCCCAGCUCCAAAUGUAAUAUAUUCAUAUCCGUGUUUACCUUCGUCUUUUUCUAAGUUAAGUGUAAUGUUUACCGAGGCAGGAUUAUUAUCCAACGAUUUUUUGCUCCGCACUUCUUUCUCGUUAUUUUUGACUUUUUUUUACGAUAUAGGUUACAGCCAUAACUAGCGUCGCAUCGUGUAUCUGAUGAUGAUGAUGAUGAUGAUGGACGAGCCCCCGGUCUGGGGAAAAGCACGGCUGGCCGGGUCGUAUCGGCUCGCCCCGUCUCAGACUGCGCUGAUGAAAAUCUUUUCCUGAACUCUCUCUGACCCAUCUGCGAGUAAUCAGCUUUCUGCCAAUCACCGAGCGUGACUCAGAUCCUCGUCACUCACGGAGUCCUGACCAGAUUCGCCCGUUUCAAAACAUCGUCUCGGAAAUAUUUCUCCUCUUUCCAGCAUUUUCCCGUUUCAAUAAAACCAGAUGACUUGAUGACUCUGUCUUUCGU
Messenger RNA from Hemibagrus wyckioides, 2085 nucleotides. It is a transcript of the gene mkxb, whose product is annotated as mohawk homeobox b. The record is from RefSeq and is a predicted model, not a curated record. The coding region runs from base 284 to 1264 and encodes 326 amino acids. The transcript has 7 exons. Gene Ontology annotation, molecular function: DNA-binding transcription factor activity, RNA polymerase II-specific; RNA polymerase II cis-regulatory region sequence-specific DNA binding. Lineage: Eukaryota; Metazoa; Chordata; Actinopteri; Siluriformes; Bagridae. Gene Ontology annotation, cellular component: nucleus. Gene Ontology annotation, biological process: cell development; muscle organ development; regulation of transcription by RNA polymerase II.